CAAGCUUUGGUUCCCCUUUCUCAGACUAGGGACUGGUCCUCCCCUUUUCCCUCUCCUCCCUUUGAACCCUUCCUUAUAGGGUGGGAGUGUGGGCGGCCCCUUUCCUAGGCACUUUAACUCAUACUUUUUCCCCACCCUCUUCCCCCUCAGAAGCAUUUCUCCCUCUGUUUCAUAAGCUUCCUUCCUUGCUGCUCUUCCUGCCGGCGUCUGGUAGAAGACAACUGGGUCUGUGCAGCCACCAAAAUCCUUUUUCAUUGAAGAAAAAAAAGAAAGAAACCACCCUACCCAAACGAGUGGCAGAGGACUGGGAGGCCACAAUGAAUGUGGAAGGUGAAAUUAGCCUCUUGGUUGGAGAAAUGCAACGUCUGGGUACAAGAGAUGCUGAUGGAAGGCUAAGUGUGAAGUUUGGGGUGCUUUUCCAAGAUGACAAGUGUGCUAACCUGUUUGAAGCCCUCAUGGGGACCCUGAAGGCAGCCAAACGUCGGAAGAUUGUAACUUAUGAAGGAGAACUGCUCUUACAAGGUGUCCAUGAUGAUGUUGACAUUGUAUUGCUUCAAAAUUGAUAUAAUUUGUGUAUUUUGGGGGCAUUGUUAUUUUUGUUUUUGGUAAACUAUGAAUAAGAUUCUUGAUUGAAAGAAAAAAAUCAAAGUGUUUACUGUAUUUUUCUAUUUUGUAAUCAAAAGACUUGUAUUUUGGAAGACAGUUCUUUUUGUACUCCUUAGAACAUGUCAGUGUAUUGCAUUGCAGUAUAAAAAAUAACUAUAGCUUUUCUCAGGAAUACAUUUUGAAAACAUUGGAGAUGAAAUUUGUGCGUGUUUGUGUGUGGGUUUUUUUUUCUUUUUUUUUUUUUUGGUGGGAGGGGGUAUUUUGUUUUAGAAAUCCAUUCUUAAAAUGAAUUUGAUGUUAUUGUCAUCAUGUGAAAACAACAAAUAAUGGUGAUUUACCUAAUUUGAUGACAAAUAUCUACAAUUAAUAUGUAAUAAAGCCAUUUACAUCA
This is a messenger RNA of Antechinus flavipes (yellow-footed antechinus), 997 nucleotides long. RefSeq names its product ABRA C-terminal like (gene ABRACL). NCBI's taxonomy places the organism in Eukaryota, Metazoa, Chordata, Mammalia, Dasyuromorphia, Dasyuridae. The record is from RefSeq and is a predicted model, not a curated record. Gene Ontology annotation, biological process: regulation of actin filament-based process. The transcript is spliced from 3 exons. The coding region runs from base 318 to 563 and encodes 81 amino acids.